GUAGAGGUUGUGUGUCGGUCAGUUUCUUUUGAGAGAGUGGAACAUGCUGGCUGUCAAGUUAUGGAGGAGAACAUAUAAAACCUUAGUCCAGAGACAACUGAACGCUGCCUGUCCUACCAGCUCACUAUCUGCAACCAGACAGCAGCCCCUGCACUGCACUUCAGCUUCCAGAGCCCCAGAACACGAUCUGAAGGACAGCAAGGAAUUUGAUUCCUCCCUCCUGCAAUACCUGGUCUGUCCUCUUUCAAGGAAAUCUCUGAGAUAUGAAGAAUCUACGAAUGAGUUAAUGAAUGAUGAGCUGGGUAUAGCUUACCCGAUUGUCGAUGGCAUCCCAAACAUGAUCCCACAGGAUGCCCGCAUGAUUCAGAAAGAUCAGAAGCCUGAGAACACCGAGCAGACAACAUAGGUUUUUGGUUUUGUUUGUGCAAAUACAUCAGAAGCCAUGUUUUUCUCCCUUCCUGUACUGACUGUGCUCAUUCCUCUGGUGUCUUUGACUGGGUUAUUAUACUCUGCCUCAGUGGAAGAGGAUUUCCCCAAAGGAUGCACCAGUACAGCCAGCUUGUGUUUUUACAGCUUACUGCUCCCCAUCACUUUGCCCAUUUAUGUGUUUUUUCAUUUGUGGACCUGGAUGGGAAUCAAGCUCUUCAGGCACAAUUAAUGCAUCAAGAACAGGAAAUGGCUAAUUCUCACAUAUGAGGAAUAUAUAAUACUUACAGCUUUGUAUAGAAAUAAAAUUAUAAAUGGAA
This is a messenger RNA of Xenopus laevis (African clawed frog), 746 nucleotides long. RefSeq names its product Pigy upstream reading frame S homeolog (gene pyurf.S). Bases 44 to 406 code for a protein of 120 amino acids. Lineage: Eukaryota; Metazoa; Chordata; Amphibia; Anura; Pipidae. The record is from RefSeq and is marked provisional. Gene Ontology annotation, cellular component: mitochondrion. The transcript is spliced from 2 exons.